Messenger RNA from Gymnogyps californianus (California condor), 2341 nucleotides. RefSeq names its product intraflagellar transport 27 (gene IFT27). Gene Ontology annotation, cellular component: Golgi apparatus. Gene Ontology annotation, molecular function: GTP binding; GTPase activity. The transcript has 7 exons. Bases 20 to 580 code for a protein of 186 amino acids. NCBI's taxonomy places the organism in Eukaryota, Metazoa, Chordata, Aves, Accipitriformes, Cathartidae. The record is from RefSeq and is a predicted model, not a curated record.
CCUUCCCCGGGCCGGGGCGAUGGUGAAGCUCGCUGCCAAGUGCCUCCUGGCAGGAGAUCCAGCUGUGGGGAAGAGUGCUUUAGCCCAGAUGUUCCGCAAUGAUGGGGCUCAUUUUCAGAAGAACUACACGCUAACAACGGGCAUAGAACUGUUGGUGAAGGCUGUAUCAGUUCCAGAGACAAGUGAUAGUGUGGAAUUCUUCAUUUUUGACUCUGCAGGAAAAGAUCUAUUUUCUGAAAUGCUGGAGAAGCUGUGGGAGCAACCCAACGUCCUGUGCCUUGUGUAUGAUGUCACUAAUGAGCAAUCUUUCAACAACUGUGCCAAGUGGUUGGAGAAGCUGAGGGCUCAAGCAGUUGGAGUGCACAUCCCAGGUGUCUUAGUGGGGAAUAAAACAGACUUGGUUGGUCGUCGAGUUGUGGAGCAGAAACAAGCACAGGAGUGGGCUGAGAAACAUGGCCUGGAAUACUGUGAGAUGUCAGUGAAGGAGAUGAAAAAUUUUGAGACCCCUUUCUACAUCCUGGCAAAGUCAUUCCACCAACUGUACAAAGAGAAAGUGGAAACUUUUCACUCGUUAGCUUGAGGGCCAUGACUGACAUGACUUAUUUAUCCUCUAAGCUUCUUCUAGUGCCCAGAAUCCUGCAGGAUGGAAUACAGAGAGAAGAAAAAAGAUGAGCUAUUUGCUUCUUCAUGGUCAUCUUCUGGUAAUUCAAAAUAAACUAGAAAUAAGCAAGUGGAAAGACACUCUUCUGAAGUUGCUACCUCAGCAUUCCUUUCAUGUCCUCUAACUUGGUUCUCCGCUCACUGAAAAUCUGCUAGGUGGGAGGAGGCGGGGAGUAAAAGCGGAGGGCAGAAUGGAAAUUGCCAGCUCUUUGCUUUGAUAUUGUCUUGUCUCUUGUCUGAACAGACUUCCCGCUGCUACAAGCAAUGAUUUACAGGUUUGGAGAAGGAGCGAGGAAGCUGACAGGAUGUUUUUCAACUUAAGCAACCCAACCUUGAUACACAGGUUGCAGGGCAGGACUGGUUUGGCCCUGCUGCUUGAAAAGCAUUUUCAGUAGGAGGCCUAUGCCCUAAAAUCAACACAUGGAGACUGAGAUGUGUGGGGACCGAGCAUGGAUUUAGGUGUGUUUCUAGGAGUGCCCAGAGUUUGAGGCUUGUUUUAACAAUGUUACACUUAUCAGUUGUAGGACUGAUAUGCUGAUGACUAAUAUGUGUUUCUGACUUCUGGAAUCUGGUUCUUUUCUUCAACGUAGCUCACUUUCACUGCCUGGUAGGAACUGUCUUGCAUCUGUACUGCUUUCACUUGGUAACGCAGUGCCCUCUGCUGGUCCCAGGUCACAAGAUUUCUCAAGAAGCUACCUCUCUUGAAGCAAGCAGGACUUCCUACAGGCACAUCCAAAUUGGCUUAUCUGCAAAAUGGGGUCAGAUAGCAAGAAUACCUCUUUUAUUCUAAAGAUGAGUCCAAACUUUAAAACAAAUUAUCUUUUCUUCUUCAUGUCUUUGUCAUCUUAUGUUUUUGUGUCAUUUUUCUUUUUUGCCAGUUGAACUUGGCAAUGCCAUGUUCUCAUUAGGUUCAGUUCUCAAUCCCUUACUAGAAUCAGAGACCUCUUUGUUGUUAAACUUUCCCUGCUUGUCCUUGAAUUUUAGAUUAAAGGCCACGAUUCUGAUGUUGCUAGUGGAAACAGGACUAAGGAAAUGAAAGGCAGCCUGGCUAAGUUACUCUGACUCAGCUGUGUCUGGCUAGAAGUUUCGUAUCAGAAAAGGUAAAAGCCUAGAGAGAACUGCUCUUUUGUGUGGAGUACUGAUGUUGCAUGUGUAAGAGUCUAUUUGCUAAUGCAGUAUGUGAAAGCAUCUGUGGUAAGGUACUGCCUUGUAACUGAGCCUAACACUGAGAAGUUCAAAACUAACCUUUCUCUUCUCCCAGAUUAUGUUAGCCUCCCUUGGACAAGGGAAGCUGAAUUUUGUAGAGAGUAAGCACUGAGUGAUAUUUCAGGCAGGCUUUUCAGGAAUCUGUGUUUCAAGACUUUUAUAUGUGCAUUUUAUAACCAUUUUUAUGCCUAGUGCUAGGAAAAGUACAUUGGAUUGAACAUAAGAAAUAUGGCUGCAGAUGUUGUAGCAGAGUUUAUGAAGCACUUCAAGAAUCUGGGGAAGCAGCUGGGCUCAUUUCACUGGCAACAGUGUGUUGAUGCUGGCAAUUAGCUAAGGAGCAUGAAUACCAGCUAAAGAGGUUAAGUAGGAGCUCAGCCCACAAGAAAAGAAAAUGAAUAGGUUCUUUUGCUAGAAGCCACCUCAAAAAAAUGACAGAACCAGCUGGGAAAGCUCUUGCUUCCUCCAAAGAAGGAAG